Symbiodinium necroappetens is the source of this 2119-nucleotide messenger RNA. NCBI's taxonomy places the organism in Eukaryota, Dinophyceae, Suessiales, Symbiodiniaceae. The record is from the annotation of a GenBank genome assembly.
AUCAUGAAGCGACCAGCAGCCUCCACGGCGAUGGUGAUGCCCAAGAAGAUGAAGAAACCGUCCGGUGCAAAGGGCGACGACGACGAUGAGCAGCGAGGUGCCCUGAACAGCCAGGUUGCUGACUGGACCAAGGGCACCAAGGGUUGCUCUCCGGAGAGUUCCCCUUGUCACAGUCGUGACAAGGGGAAGGGGGAGAAAUUCAGCAAAAUGCAGCAGCAGGGGGCCAUACCCGAGUUCGUCAUGGAGCUGUAUAAUCAUCCCCCAAAGGGGGAAUCGAAGAGGCAGUUUAGAACACAAAUAAUAAAUAAACUCUUUAUCCGGAAGGGUUCCUCCCUCGAGCUAUGCACCGACGACGCCGUCUUUAUCCAAGCAAAAGCCGCUUAUGAAAAGCGGUAUCACAUCGCCGAAGAGGAGGGGUACACCCGCCUGGUGUUUUGUGGCAGGUUCUUCGCAAACAACGAGGCAAGGAUGCAGCAGGCCAUCGACGAGGGCGAGGUGACUGAGGAGACAGGCAAGUGUGGCACCAAGUUCUACAACUUCAAGAAGCAGGUCAAGGGGCUUGAUCGAGGUGUCGUGACGGAGAACAGGACAGAGGGGAAGAAGUCUCUGACCACGAGGGACUACAGCGAGCUUUCGGGCCUCAUGGACGAGCUCAAGUGGAGCUACAAGCUUGCGAGCAAGGACAAGAAGGCCUUGGACCAGGGCAAGAUCCCGCCGGCAGUGGAGAAGAUGAUCGAGGAGGCGAUGGCCGUGCAGGAAAAGUUGAGCAAGCAGGCUUUGCACCUCGCUACCAAGAGUUCGUCGGAGGUGCCCGCAGACAAGCUGAAGGACUUGAAGAAGGGCCACAUGACUGCGAAGAAACAUCACAGCACUCUGCAGCACAUCCUCAGCUUCAAGGAGUCCGAGAACCACGAGCCCGUGACCUCAGAGAUGCUUGACAAGAUCCUGUUGCAGGUGGCGACGGACACAGCCCAGCUCAAUCGGGAUGUGGAGAUGGCCAAAGGUCCCAAAAGGUACUUUCGCUCCUACACAGAGUGUGGUAGGGAAGAAGAAAGCAACAUGAUGGAUGCCCCGGAGCAGAGUGCCCUGGCGAAACAGUUGAUAGAAAAGUAUGUUUGGGGUACAUACAGCCCACAACAAGUACAAAGUUUGGCUUUUGCAGCAGUCCAAGACCUACAACAUGCCAAUGCUUCCUUCCAUUACCCAGAUCUGGAGAGAUUAGCCCGAUUAGGCACUUCUGGACAAUACCCUUCCCGGUGCAACAGCGAGUUGCUGGCUUUCCUUGAGCCAUCUGUGAAGCUUUGUCCAGCAUACACAGCAACAGUACCUUUCAAAGCUCCUUUACUGGACAAGCAGCAGGACAUGCUUUUGCCCCACGAGGUCUUCAGCAGCAUGUUUCAUCAGUAUCCUGAGGCCUUUGAAAAAAACCUGCUCAACAGCGAGGCGGAGCUUGAACGAUUCUGGGAAGCAGCCCGAAAUCAUCCCCAAUACCAGGGGCAUCCCAUUUCCGAUCGGGACACAUUCCAAAGGAAAUGUGUCCCGAUCGGGAUUCACGGGGACGACGUCCCCAUCACGGGGAUAGGAAAAGGCUGGACUAGCAAGAUGACUAUAUUUUCGUGGUAUUCCAUGACAGCACUUGGUCGCUCUACAAAAGACAAAAUGCAUUUGAUUUAUGCUUGCUUCGAGAAGCUGAGAGUUCGGCAAGAGGAUCGAAACACAUUGCACCGAUUCUUUCGGAUUCUGGCUUGGUCUCUUUGGUGGCUCUGGCUGGGUGUCUUUCCAGAUACCGAUGUGGACGGCAACAAGUACAAGAAAGGCACGACAGAAUUCGCCAAAGCUGGCAAACCCUUGGCAAACGGGUAUUUCGCCGUUCUUUGGGGAGUGCUCGGUCUACGGCUGGAUGGAGACACACACAAUGGUCCAGUGCUGCUUGGAGCGGCAGAAAUCCGACAUUUGGGAAAGGCAUUGUAUGUCGUCUGGCUCAAGUUCCAUAAGAAGGAUUUGCAGAUUCACCGUGACAUUGCCCUGGUGUUGAAGCUCAACUGUGCAAUGGAAACACUGAUCGAGGAUUAUCGCACUGAGUAUUCCUUCCCGCCAGAAGCAGCACGACGUUUCCAGA